AUGGAGAAGGCUGGGGCUCACCUGAAGAAGGGGCCAAAGGGUCAUCAUUCCCCCCUUCCGCUGAUGCCCCAUGUUUGUGAUGGUGUGAACCACGAGAAAUGUGACAACUCCCUCAAGAUUGUCAGCAAUGCAUCCUGCACCACCAACUGCUGGCCCCUGGCCCAGGUCAUCCAUGACAACUUUGGCAUCGUGGAAGGGCUCAUGACCACAGUCCAUGCCAUCACUGCCACUCAGAAGACUGUGGAUGGCCCCUCUGGAAAGCUGUGGCGUGAUGGCCGUGGGGCAGCCCAGAACAUCAUCCCUGCAUGCACUGGUGCUGCCAAGGCUGUGGGCAAGGUCAUCCCAGAGCUGAACGGGAAGCUCACUGACAUGGCCUUCAGUGUUCCUACCCCCAAUGUAUCCGUUGUGGAUCUGACAUGCCGUCUGGAGAAACCUGCCAAGUAUGAUGACAUCAAGAAGGGGGUGAAGCAGGCGUCCGAGGGCCCACCAAAGGGCAUCCUGGGCUACACUGAAGACCAGGUUGUCUCCUGCGACUUCAACAGCAACUCCCACUCUUCCACUUUUGAUGUUGGGGCUGGCAUUGCUCUCAACAACAACUUUGUGAAGCUUAUUUCCUGGUAUGACAAUGAAUAUGGCUACAGAAACAGGGUGGUGAACCUCAUGGCCUACAUGGCCUCCAAGGAGUAA
This is a messenger RNA of Rattus rattus (black rat), 687 nucleotides long. Its product is annotated as glyceraldehyde-3-phosphate dehydrogenase-like. Gene Ontology annotation, molecular function: oxidoreductase activity, acting on the aldehyde or oxo group of donors, NAD or NADP as acceptor. NCBI's taxonomy places the organism in Eukaryota, Metazoa, Chordata, Mammalia, Rodentia, Muridae. The record is from RefSeq and is a predicted model, not a curated record.